Messenger RNA from Galeopterus variegatus (Sunda flying lemur), 3492 nucleotides. RefSeq names its product chromosome unknown open reading frame, human C9orf3 (gene AOPEP). The transcript is spliced from 16 exons. The record is from RefSeq and is a predicted model, not a curated record. Gene Ontology annotation, cellular component: nucleolus. The coding region runs from base 25 to 2892 and encodes 955 amino acids. Lineage: Eukaryota; Metazoa; Chordata; Mammalia; Dermoptera; Cynocephalidae. Gene Ontology annotation, molecular function: zinc ion binding; metalloaminopeptidase activity.
AGCUCUGAAACAACAAACUACACCAUGGAUGCAAAGCUGGACCCUUCCAGAGAUGACCUGCCUCUCAUGGCCAACACCAGCCACAUACUUGUAAAGCACUAUGUACUGGAUUUCGAUGUGGACUUUGAAAGUCAAGUCAUUGAGGGUAACGUAGUGCUUUUCUUUGAGGACGGAGACAGAUUCAAGAAACAAAAUAGUUCCACUGAGGAAACCUGCCAAUUGGAGUCAAACGAAUCCUGCAAAUUUAGGACACCCGAACCCUGCAUUAUUCCUGUGACAGAUGCAAGGACCUUCUCAUCUAAAAUGGGAUAUAGUGAUUUUGCAAUCUGUAGUAAGAGUGAAAAAGAUACUUCUGAUAAAGAUGGUAACCAAGACAACCGGGAACAGGCUUCUGGGAUUUCUAGCUCAAAGUACUGCUGUGACACAGGGAAUCAUGGGAGUGGGGAUUUUUUGCUAGUGCUGGACUGCUGUGAUUUAUCUGUGUUAAAGGUUGAGGAGGUGGAUGUUGCUGCUGUUCCAGGUAUUGAAAAAUUUACAAGGUCUGCCAAGUUCACGGUUGUUUCUGAGAAGCUCAGGAAUCAGAUUGUACAUGAACUGGUGACUCUGGCUGCAGAUCGUUGGAGGGAGCAGUUAGACUAUUAUGCUCGCUGCAGCCAGGCUCCUGGCUGUGGGGAACUCUUCUUUGACACUAACACUUGGAGCUUACAGAUCAGGAAGACAGGGGCUCCGACAGCUACUGACUUUCCUCAUGCCAUCAGGAUCUGGUACAAAACCAAACCUGAGGGACGAUCAGUUACAUGGACUUCAGACCAGAGUGGCAGGCCAUGUGUUUAUACUAUGGGAUCUCCCAUAAACAACAGGGCCCUUUUUCCAUGCCAGGAGCCACCCGUUGCCAUGUCAACAUGGCAGGCUACAGUUCGAGCAGCUGCAUCUUUUGUUGUUUUAAUGAGCGGGGAAAAUUCUGCCAAGCCAGCACAGCUUCGGGAAGGGCUCUUAAGCUGGUAUUACUAUGUAACCAUGCCAAUGCCAGCCUCCACCUUCACAAUUGCAGUGGGAUGCUGGACAGAAAUGAAGCCGGAGACGUGCUCAUCAAAUGAUCUGGCAACAGAGGGACCCUUCCCACCUUCCGAGGCUGACUUCAGGUAUGCUGGUGUUUGUGGUCACAUGGAAUACCCCUGCCGCUUCCAGAACGCUUCUGCCACCACCCAGGAGAUCAUUCCUUAUCGGGUCUUUGCCCCGACGUGCCUCAGGGGCGCCUGCCAGGAGACCCUCUUGUGGCUUAUCCCUCCUUGCCUCUCAGCAGCACAUUCUGUCCUGGGAACACACCCGUUCUCCCGGCUGGAUGUACUCAUCGUCCCUGCCAACUUUCCCAGUCUGGGGAUGGCCAGCCCACACAUCAUCUUCCUCUCUCAGAGCACCUUGACAGGAAUGAGCCAUCUCUGUGGGACCCGUCUCUGCCAUGAAAUUGCUCACGCCUGGUUUGGCCUAGCCAUCGGGGCCCGCGACUGGACCGAGGAGUGGCUGAGUGAAGGCUUCGCCACUCACUUGGAAGACGUGAUCUGGGCUGAGGCGCAGCAGCUGGCCCCACAUGAGGCGCAGGAGCAGCAGGAGCUGAGGGCUUGCCUGCGUUGGCGUCGCCUGCAGGACGAGAUGCGGAACUCCCCUGAGGAGAUGCAGGUGUUAAGACCAAGUAAAGAGAAAACUGGCCAUGUGAGUGACUCGGGAGCAUGUGUUAUCCAGCACGGACUCAAUCCCGAGAAAAUCUUCAUGCAGGUUCAUUAUUUAAAGGGCUACUUCCUUCUUCGGUUCUUUGCCAAAAGACUUGGAGAUGAAACCUAUUUUUCAUUUUUAAGAAAAUUUGUGCAUACGUUUCAUGGGCAGUUGAUUCUUUCCCAGGAUUUCCUUCAAAUGCUGUUGGAGAACAUCCCAGAAGAAAAAAGGCUUGAGUUGUCUCUUGAAAACAUCUUCCAAGACUGGCUUGAGAGUUCCGGAAUACCAAAGGGGCCGCGUGUGCAGCAGGCCCGGCGAGCGCGGCGGCUCCUCGACGCCCUGGCGGAGCGCGAGGCUCGCGUCUUUAUGCGUCUCCCCCGGGACGUCACUUGCCACCGCCCCGGAGAACGGACGGGCCGUCGAAUCCAUUCCGGGAGAAAAGUGCGUCGGGAAAGUUUCUUUCCCUGGAAAGCCACCGGGACGCUUGGGCUUCCGACUGGGAAGCGAGCUCAGGCCGGCCGCAGGGGUGGGGACUUCCCGCAGGGCCCUUUCGCCUGCGGCCGGGCGGGCGGGCGGCCCUUCGGCUCCUCCAGCCGCCGGGAUGCCCUUUCGUGGGUGCGCAGGGGCCUGGGCCAGAAAGCUGCCCUGGGCUCCCGCGGAGGCGGGCACAGCGCCGCGAGGCCGUGGGCGCUCCUGUCACGCCGGGGGGCGGCCCUCAGGACCCACCGUCGCGUUUUAAAUGCUCUGGUUUUCGAACUUCAGGUCACGAAGUGGAUCCGAGUGAACCGGAGACCCCGAAAACGGAAGCGCAGGGCGAGCGCGGAGGUGUUUGAGAAGCUUUUUCCAGACCAGCUGGUCCUGCUUUUGGAAUAUCUCUUGGAGCAAAAGACCUUGAAACCCCGAACUCUGCAAAGCCUCCAGCGGACGUACCGCCUCGACAAUCAGGAUGCAGAGGUUCGCCAUCGGUGGUGUGAACUCAUUGUUAAGCACAAGUACACAAAAGCAUAUAAACACGUGGAGAGAUUCCUGCAGGAGGAUCAGGCCAUGGGCACAUACCUCUAUGGGGAGCUGAUGGUGGGUGAGGACCGCAGACAGCAGCAGCUUGCCCGAAGAUGCUUUGAGCUUGUGAAGGAGCAGAUGGACAGAACCUCAGCUGAGGUGGUGGCCGAGAUGCUAUUUUAAAGAGGAAAGAUCAGGAGAGCUUGUCUUUCAUAUGUCUCCUCCUAGCCCUGGUGGGACCAAGGAUCACAGUGACCCUGGACAUCAAAGGAAGGAUUGUGUGGCUGCUAAAGCCAUCAGCCAGCAGCAGUGUUCUCGCCUCGGUGCUUCUCUUUCCCAGAGGCUGGUCUCAGCCAGGCACAUAAAAAGGCAAAUGCUCAUAAACACAGCCUCCCUCACGGGGCUGCGCGGCUGCCUUUGUCCCCACCCUGGCUGUGCCGCCUUCCGAUACCAGAUGAGUCAGAGCUCUUCUGUGACUGCAAGGCAGUUCUUCCACACAAGUGACAAGAGGUACCUCAGGCACGUUGAAAAACCAGCUGGAGACGUGAGCAUGUGGCUGCACAUGGAUAUUUCUGUAAUUCCAGAAAGUCACAUAGCUUCUGUAGACUGGGACAGGUGAACGCCAUGUGAUGUCCUCCUCUGGGUCAUUUUCAAAACAUUCUGCAGAAUUAUUUUGAUUGAUAUGUCCAAUAUUCAGAUUUCUCCAAAAUUUUAGUACCUGUUUGUAAAAGUGUGUGGCAUAAGAAUAUUAAUAAUAAAAUGUAAUGGAUUUGGUUUUUUGUA